CCAAGCCUGAUAAAGUUCGGGUGAGAAGUCGCGCGCCUCCGCGAUGUUCCAAGAUGGCGGGCACAACAAGCAGGCUCCUGCUUGUCACCGUAUGGUCGGCGCUGGUUUUGUGCCUCUCAGCUUUCCUCAACAUCGAAGAACUGAACGAGAUGAAGUACGGCAUCGAGAUCCUCUCGGACCCCAUCAUCAAAGGGCAGUCAAAAUCAGAUGAUAUUGUAAUAGUUUCUUCAAAAUACAAGCAGAUGUACGAGUGCCGGCUGCCGGCUCAAGCCAUGAAGUUUCAGCAGGAUUCUGAAGAUGAAGAACAGUCUUAUACAGGGCUAGACAUUUCUGAACUGUUGAAGCCAAUGCAUGCAGCAUCUUGCCUUGUAAAGGUCAAGGAAUGGUGGACUUACGAAUUUUGCUACGGCCAGUAUAUCAAGCAGUACCACACAGAAGAUUCUGAAGUUAAAGGAGAUGUGAUGUAUCUUGGGUUUUAUGAAUCUGAAUUUGACUGGAGCAAUGAAACUGCAAAGGCCUCAAAGCAGCACAAAUUGAAGAGGUAUCAUAGUCAGACUUACGUGAAUGGAUCCAAGUGUGAACUGAAUGAAAAACCAAGAGAGGCUGAAGUGAGAUUUAUGUGUGAAGAAGGAUCGGGAGAUUUCAUCGCUCGAGUGGAUGAACCUCAGUCGUGCAAUUAUGUGCUAACAAUACACACCACUCGUAUCUGCCAACACCCUUACUUGCGCCCCACCAUUGUCUCCAAACCUCACCCAAUUAAAUGCCAGCCUGCGCUCAGCCCAGAGCAGUAUGUUGAAUAUGUCAAAGCCCAAGUCUCUGACACCAAGCGCAAAGUGGAAAAAAUCUCAGAAGAAUUGAAAACCUUGGAUGAAAUGCUUUUGAAAGACCAAAAUACACAGAGCAAGGAAGAGGCCGGGCUGACUCAGGAAGCUAGUAAUCAACCCGAGGAGCUUCCAGUCAGCAACAAGAGUAUAUUUGAAAUGGAAGGAAGUGAAGCUUUCAAUUCACCUGAGGCGAUUGAGGAGGAUGACUAUGGUGAGGAUUUCUGGAAUAAAAUCAGCAAACCAGAGACUGUCGAUCCCUUUUCAGAAGAAAAGCUUGAAGAGGCUGACUCUAAAUUGAGUGAAACGGUUCAAACUGGGGAAGAUGAUCCUCUGGAUGACCAAGGAAAUGAGAAAAUGCAGUUCAGAAUAAUACGGAAUCCCGAUGAUCUUGCAAAAUUAGUUCAAGAAUUAAAAGACCAAACUGAAAAGCGGAAAGGAGAGGACAAGGAUCCGACCGAGAGCUCUGCAGAAUAUCCUGAGGACCGAGCCGAACAAGACGCCUCGGAAAAGCAAGAGGAGACAGUAGAUGAUGAAGAGACUGAGCUCCUGAAAGACUUUGAAAAGGAACUGGAAGAAGUGUCUCUACCCAAAUCAAAAAUGUCUGAAAUCAAAAGGGAAGUCAAGGAAGAAAUGGAGAAGGAGUUUGAAAACCUUAUUGAUGAAGCACAAGAUGAGCUUGAAGCAGAGGGUCUCAAAGGGGAAUUUGAUCGCAAUCAAGCCUCCAAGACUUUGGUUACGACCCUAAACAAACUCAUUGAUAAGCUUGAAGACAAAGAAGCUUCGAACAAAGAGGACAGUGACCCAGCCAAGGGUAGUCCCAGUCACUCUCCCAAAAAAACACCAGAAACUGAUGACGACACUGAAGGGCACGUUAAAGUCCGAGUCACAAAAAUCAACCCAAGCAGUCCGCUGCGUAAAGAAAUGAAAGUGCGUGAAAUGAGUAGCACAGAUCCCCAACUCCGGCAGAUUCAGAAUGUGGUGCAAGAGCAGCUGGAGAAAGCGGGAUUGAAAGCUGAAGGCAAAAUUGAAGUGAAGAUCGUCACAACUGGAUCACUUGGGGAUGAUGAUGACGAUAUGCAUUGGCUAUCUGAAGAAGACACCAAAUCCUUCCGAGAACUACUCAUCAAUUUACUGACUGGCGGCAGUGAAGAGGUUUAUAAAGAACAACAGAGGCAGCAACAAUUGGAGGAUAAUUAUCGCUUUGUGUGGGGGGAAAGCCAAGAAGAAGCACAAUCAUCGAGCAACACGGAUUCUGAUGAUAUGGACUUCUAGGGACAUGCGACUCUCAGUAUAAUUCAAGCACAUCUCUGGGUGUUAGCACAUGAACCAGCCAAUUUGCACUUUGCCAUGUGUAAUGGCACAUUUAUUGUGAUCAAUGAUCGCAAUCAAUAAUAAAUGAACCUGCAGAAGAAUGGUCAUAAUUUUCUAUUUUUAUUGAUGAGCUAAAAUGGAAUUUUGUGUUUAUCGGGUACAGUCCUUUGUGUGUUGGGCGAUGGGCCAUGUUAAUAUCUUAUGAAUGUGUAUCUUAGUAAUGAACCUUGCCUCUGAAACAAUGGGCAUCCUUCUCAACUUUACUGAGAAACAUGUUCUCAUGCGUGGGGCAAGGCCCGGUAAGGAAAUGGAGAGCGAGCACACUGUAAUGAAUGUAAUGUUAUUUUAAUCCCCAAAAUGGAUUUCUCUCCCAGUUGAAAGUAGCAAGCUGGGCAGGGGAAGUAUCUAAAGCUGAGAAUGCUGAGCAACCUGGUGUUAAAUCUGAUUGCGAAUCGCUACAUUACCAGUAUCAAGGCAGCCGACCUUUAAUCGGAGUCCGCAAUUCCAAUCUUUAUGCUUCAAGUUGUUGGGAGGGCUGUAUUUCUUUUCCACUGGUGGUGUUUCAGCCAUGUUAGACAAAGUCAGAGAUCCAAAUCCUUUUAAUAUACAUACCAAUGACCAAGAUUGCCUUGUGGUAAUUUUGGAAUGGCAACUUGCUGCUAAAAAAAUAGCCAGUUUGAUGACAGCAUUCAUCUUGCCUUUAGUAAAUAGCUAAAUACCAGAUAUUUGUCUCUGGUAGCUAACCAGUCAUUUUAUUAAAAUUUGUAUGUAUGUCUGCCUCUUUUUAAUAUGAAUCUUUUGUGCUUGUUGCUUUAAUUCAAGAAUGUACGGAUUUGCUUUGUGAAUAAUGCAACCAUUGCAAUGAAAGUUUCCCAUGAGACCAAGUAGAUACCUACUUCCUCUGAUUAAUACUUGGACAACACUGUGAUUGAAUAAUGUUUAAUAAAACACAGUAUCCAGUU
This is a messenger RNA of Leucoraja erinaceus (little skate), 3097 nucleotides long. It is a transcript of the gene os9, whose product is annotated as OS9 endoplasmic reticulum lectin. Gene Ontology annotation, cellular component: endoplasmic reticulum lumen. Gene Ontology annotation, biological process: retrograde protein transport, ER to cytosol; endoplasmic reticulum unfolded protein response. Lineage: Eukaryota; Metazoa; Chordata; Chondrichthyes; Rajiformes; Rajidae. The record is from RefSeq and is a predicted model, not a curated record. The transcript has 15 exons. Bases 54 to 2096 code for a protein of 680 amino acids.